Ilyonectria robusta is the source of this 980-nucleotide messenger RNA. RefSeq lists its product as uncharacterized. The transcript has a single exon. Lineage: Eukaryota; Fungi; Ascomycota; Sordariomycetes; Hypocreales; Nectriaceae. Bases 269 to 802 code for a protein of 177 amino acids. The record is from RefSeq and is a predicted model, not a curated record.
GCCCGCUGCACGUGAUGGGGAUUGCUCAACGCUUUCGCCUCUGCCAAUGACUUGCCGUUGGCAGUUUCACCUUCUUCAUGAGUCAAGCCCCGCGCCAGCUCACCUCUUGUUAGCCUCCAGAGCUCAACUCAACGAAGCCUGGGAUGCUGCUUCUGUUGCGAACUGCCAGCUAGUCCAGCCACUGGUCUUCAUCUGCCUUGAUAGGCGUUCCCUUGUCGAUCCGGUGCGCCACUGACCUGCCAGGCUCCGAGGUACGAGAUGACGCGCCAUGCCAAAUCUCGGUAAUAUAGCUUGGCUCCAUGGUUCCCUCUCCACGCCAACUCCAUCUGGGAUUCACGCUAUCUGCGGAUCGCACGCCAAAAAGCCGAAAAAGCCAAAACUAGCCAAGCUUGCUUUCUCGCUUCAACCGUCAAGACACAAUCGAGACGAUUUCAAGCUUCAAGUUUUUGCUCACCAGCCCAACUCGCCCCAUCCCAUCCCAUCCCAUCCCAGAAUCAGCUCCCGAUCCUACCUCCUACCACCAAGUCUGACACCCCUCAACCUCAAACACCCGGCGCUCCAUUCCCUCCCUGAGUCCCUUCCCCACUUCACCCCGUUCACCCUGGUUCACUACGCCGCACGCCCGCUGCUUCGUCAUCUUGAGAGCCAUCCAAGUCCAACCGCCUAUUUAGGAAAUUUGACCAUCUGCGCCGGCUAUCCAACCGUUAGGAGUGCCAAGGAUCUCAAGGCAUUCGCCAAGAAUAGAUUCAAGGUCACAUUUGUGUCUCAAGCGAAUUGGAGUAGAUCGCAUAUUCAUUCAUAAAGUAUACCAGGCGCCAUUUCCGAUAUGCCCGCUGGCUUUGUUCCCCGACAAUAACGCUCGUCAUCAACAAUAUUCAACAUAAAAUCCUUCCCUCCAAAGAAAGAAAACAAUCAUCCAACGAGAUCUGUGCCACCGGGCACCCGGCCGCUACCCACGGCUUAGCAGAUCAGACAUGUAU